Messenger RNA from Argiope bruennichi, 677 nucleotides. RefSeq names its product alpha-crystallin A chain-like. Gene Ontology annotation, biological process: protein refolding; response to heat. NCBI's taxonomy places the organism in Eukaryota, Metazoa, Arthropoda, Arachnida, Araneae, Araneidae. The record is from RefSeq and is a predicted model, not a curated record. Bases 42 to 617 code for a protein of 191 amino acids. Gene Ontology annotation, molecular function: protein folding chaperone; structural constituent of eye lens. The transcript has 2 exons.
CAGCCCUCUUUUCGACUGAAAAUUUUAGCAACACAAGCAAAAUGUCUUUUACCAGGUCAUCGUUGGUGAGCCGUAACUGGUACGACACCUUUGACUUUCCCUCUCGAAUUCGAGACCAGCAUUUCGGCCUGGGUCUCACAGAUCUGGACCUGGAUGCCCCAUCUUCAUUUUACAGGGGAUACUAUCUGAGACCUCACAGACAGCUCAGCACAGGAGGUACUUCAGAAAUUAAAGCUGAAUCCGACAAGUUCCAGGUUCGCCUAGACGUCGGCCACUUCGCACCCGAAGACAUCACAGUCAAAACCGUCGACGAUCAAGUUGUGGUCACAGCUAAACAUGAAGAAAAAGUGGAUGAACAUGGGUUAAUCUCUAGGGAAUUUACUCGACGAUAUAUUAUGCCUGAGGGUGUGGACAUCGACAAGGUGUCUUCUAGUCUCAGUCCAGACGGUAUCUUGACUGUCGAAGCUCCUCGCAAAAAGCCCCAGCCUGCUCUAGGACCCAAUGAGAGGGCUGUACCAAUACAGGUUCAAAACGUUCCAACCACGCCUACGAAAGUCACCACAAAUAUACCUGUGCAGAAAGAAACACCCACAAAACCAGAAGAUAAGAAAAAUUGAAACAUGAACUCUUAAAUAUUGAAUGGAAAAUUGUGAUUAAUAAAUAUUUUGUUAUUGCUA